This is a messenger RNA of Penicilliopsis zonata CBS 506.65, 711 nucleotides long. RefSeq lists its product as hypothetical. Lineage: Eukaryota; Fungi; Ascomycota; Eurotiomycetes; Eurotiales; Aspergillaceae. The coding region runs from base 179 to 469 and encodes 96 amino acids. The record is from RefSeq and is a predicted model, not a curated record. The transcript has a single exon.
CUUGGUUAUCCUUGCGCGCGCGCCAGCUUUCGAGUCCGGUGGGGAGAGUUUCUUUUCGAGAAAGGCAAUCAGGCUUUCGACGCCUCCGUCGGGGUUUGAGGCCGCCUUGCUUUGUCGCCAGCCACGCACUCUGGCCUGCCGUAACCCCCCCGAAACGCCCCCUCCUUUCGCCUGUCGGAUGUUGGCCUGCGCCUUGGAGCUGCUGGCGAUCGCCCUCUGGAUGGCAUUCGCCGUACGGUCACGCGCCGGCGGCCGUCCAGAGUCGCCUCUGCUUCGUCCCGAAUCACCUCGUGCCCGCUUGCCACCGCGCCCAGCGCCUCCUCCUCCAUCCAUGUCCAGAUCUCCAUCUCGAUCAGUGCGGGUUGCGGCGCCUCGUUUGCGAAUUCCUCCCCGAUCAGGCGCGUUCGACCGGCCCCGGGUCCCCCUGGAGGGCCUCAUAUUGCUCAUCGCCGGCAUUUCGAAAGCGUGAGAUAAUGACAGAAUAGCGGAACGAGCGUGUGGGAAGGCAACGGAGUCGAAAUCGAGUAGGAGGGAUUCAGCGCCGAGCGCCUCAAUUUUUGCGAUCCCUGUCCGGCAUGCACUGGAGACCAGAAAGCCGCAGGCAGUCGAGUCAAAGCGCGUUCGAGGAGUAAAAGCGUCUUUCACACGCGAGCCAGAAACAGACUGACUGGCCUACAGCCCGGUUGUUUGUUGAAAGGAAACCGUCGUCGC